Molecule: messenger RNA, 1923 nt
Organism: Striga hermonthica
Lineage: Eukaryota; Viridiplantae; Streptophyta; Magnoliopsida; Lamiales; Orobanchaceae
Source: the annotation of a GenBank genome assembly
AUGCCACUGCUGGUCGUCGAAACCUGCGGUUGCGCGGCGAUGGACGAAGCCAGUGGCCUCAUCGAAGUCAAAGCCUGCUUGUGGCUGUUCAGGCCCAAAAUAUGGAUGCGAAAAUUGGCCAAUGAGCUCCUACAUGGGUCUUCUCCCAAUCCUCUCGUCAGCCCUCUUGCCUUGACCUUCUUAGAAGCUGAGGGUCGCUGCGUGCGGACGGGAGCAAGCGGGACGCGUUCGGUGAUAGGAUGCGUGUCUUGGGUCACCUGGUGUCGAGCGGGUUGUGAGAAUCUCGUGGGUGCAUGGUGCAGGGUCGAUGCGAGUAUGCACGCCAGGCGCGAGGAUGUCGGGGUCGCGACAUCACAUGAGCAACAUGGCGUCAUUGGGUGCAACGCGUCGUCUCCGGGAGUGGAGAGACGACAUCGCACGGUUGCUGCGAUGGAGCAGGUCGCAUCGGCCGUCGAGGCAUCUCCGGUUAACUCGAGUUGUUUCGCGUGGCGCUGCUCGGUGGAGAUUGACGGCCGAUGGUGUGAUCUUGGGAAUGCUGGCUUAUCAGGUCAAUUGGUUGGGGAUCUAGGCAAGCUGAAGAAUUUGCAGUAUUUGGAGCUAUACAGUAACAACAUAACAGGGCCAAUACCAAGUGACAUUGGGAAUCUUACUAAUUUGGUGAGCUUGGAUCUGUACUUGAACAGUUUCACGGGUCCCAUUCCAGACACACUGGGCAAAUUAUCCAAGCUGCGAUUCCUUCGGCUAAAUAAUAACAGCCUGACGGGCUCCAUCCCAACUUCGUUGACAAAUGUCACUUCUCUUCAAGUCCUGGAUCUAUCAAACAACCGUCUGUCGGGUGCAGUUCCAGAUACCGGUUCCUUUUCUCUAUUUACACCAAUAAGUUUUGCAAAUAACUUGAACCUUUGUGGCCCAGUAACUGGACGGCCGUGCCCCGGGUCUCCUCCAUUUUCACCACCUCCACCGUUUGUGCCACCUCCCCCGAUUUCAUCCCCAGGAGGAAAUAGUGCAACUGGAGCAAUUGCCGGAGGAGUUGCUGCCGGUGCUGCUCUUCUAUUUGCGGCCCCCGCCAUUGCAUACGCGUGGUGGCGGCGCAGGAAACCCCAAGAUUUUUUCUUUGACGUGCCAGCCGAGGAGGACCCUGAAGUCCACCUGGGACAGCUCAAGAGAUUCUCCCUGCGUGAGCUUCAGGUGGCAACUGAUAGUUUCAGCAAUAAGAAUAUAUUGGGCAGAGGUGGGUUCGGGAAGGUGUACAAAGGGCGGCUGGCCGACGGGACAUUGGUAGCGGUCAAGAGGCUGAAGGAGGAGCGGACCCCAGGUGGGGAGCUUCAGUUUCAGACAGAGGUUGAGAUGAUUAGUAUGGCUGUACACCGUAAUCUGCUCAGGUUGAGGGGCUUCUGCAUGACCCCGACUGAGAGGCUUCUCGUUUAUCCAUACAUGGUUAAUGGAAGUGUUGCUUCGUGUUUGAGAGAACGACCGCCAAACGAGCCACCACUCGACUGGCCAACAAGGAAACGAAUUGCUCUGGGGUCCGCCCGAGGACUAUCAUAUCUGCAUGACCACUGUGACCCGAAGAUUAUCCAUCGAGACGUGAAAGCCGCUAAUAUAUUGCUGGAUGAGGAAUUUGAGGCCGUGGUUGGAGAUUUUGGUCUGGCUAAGCUCAUGGACUAUAAGGACACUCACGUCACCACUGCAGUGCGUGGGACCAUAGGCCACAUUGCCCCUGAGUACCUAUCCACCGGAAAAUCUUCUGAGAAAACCGAUGUCUUUGGUUAUGGAAUUAUGCUUCUUGAGCUGAUAACUGGACAGAGAGCAUUUGAUCUUGCUCGCCUUGCGAAUGAUGAUGAUGUCAUGUUGCUGGAUUGGGCUGCAGCUAGCUCGAGUCCAUCUCGGGAGUGCAGGCUGCAGCUUGUUCAAGACUUGUGA